GCUUUUAACUCUGCGCUGAUAAGCCAUGUUUUCAGAGGAGCACAACCAAUACGUUCUCCUGCACAGGGUUCGCAGAACUCCUGUGUAUUUGGACAGAAAAACUCUGCUUAUAGUAGGAUGCCUUAUCCUAGCAGUGACCGUGUUUUGUGCCACUGAUAUGAUCCUGUUUGGCAUUUACAAAAAUCUAGUUUAUCCAAAGAAUGGAUUAAACACGUUUGUUUCGAGUGAAAAUCUGGAAAACAGCAGAUAUAGAGCAAUCGCAUACAGUAACACGCAUCCAAACAAGAACGUAACAGAAAUCCCGAAGUUCGUACACAAUUAUCAACCAGAUCAUGCUCCCAAUGCACUGCGGCUGGUCUGUUAUUUUAAUUUUCCUGCCAAUGACCAGUCAAUGCAGGUCAGUGAUAUUGAUCCCAAUUUAUGCACCCAUUUGAAUCUGGCCUUUGCCAGUGUGGUCAAUAACAGUCUUUAUCUGGAUAAUGAACAAUUAAGCUUUUUAGCAGAAAUAAUCAAACUGAAACAAACCAAUGAAAAUCUGAAGGUUUUAGUGUCAGUGGGUGGGGCUGGGAACCAGAACGGUUUUCCAGAAAUGGUGAAAAACCACACCAACAGAAAAAUAUUUAUCAAAUCAGUCUGGGAUUAUGUGCAGCAGCUUAACAUUGAUGGAGUGGAUUUGGACUGGGAAUUUCCAGGGGCUCAAAUUAAUUACGACCCCAAUCAGAGAAUGCAUUUCACGCAACUUUUAUCCGAAAUGAGAAAAUCAAUUGCCAGACAAGACAAAUACAAAGUUUUCCUAACUGUUGCUGUAGCUGCGAUUACCGAUAUCGUCGAUGUAUCUUACGAUGUUGCUUAUAUGAACGAAUAUGUGGACUUUGUCAACCUGAUGAGCUACGAUUUUCACUACUUUACAAGCGUCACCCCUUUCACCGGAAUAAAUUCGCCCCUGUACGAAACCUCCAGUGAAAAGUACUUCUUAACAACCUUAAAUAUAAACUAUUCCAGUCACUACUGGAAUUAUCUUGGAAUGGACAAGAGUAAGAUUGUGAUUGGGCUGCCCACUUAUGGGCACAGCUUCAGGUUGGUAAAUUCCAACAGCCAUGAUUUGUAUGCUCCAGCUUCUGGCUAUGGGAAACUGGGCAAUUUGGGAUUUGCUUCAUAUCCAAUGAUUUGCAAUUUUCUACAAAAGAACCACAUCACGCCGGUUUUCGAUAUGGAAAACUUCAGCCCAUAUGCGGCAAAGUAUUACGAAUGGAUUUCGUUUGAUGAUUCGCAAAGUCUCACGUAUAAAGCGGAAUUUAUUAAAAGCCACAAUUUUGGCGGCGCAAUGGUUUACUGUUUAAAUGCCGAUGACUUUAAAGGUAUUUGUAAUAUGGGUGUUAUAGCAGGCACGAAAUUUCCGCUGAUAAGUUCGAUAAAAAAUGCAUUGGACGGUGCAACUUGAGGGAUUAAUCUGAAGAAUGUAAGGUAGGGUAAGAUCGUUGAAGUACAAAGGAGUAUUAUUGGCUGAAUGUUUCACUUCGGUAUAUCGGGUACCACGUGUGUUUGAGCAAAAGGUUUAUUUUUGAAAAAGACUUAAAAAAUCAGUAUUUAUUCGUUACCACUACAAUACAUGUUUUUUAAGGAAUAAUAGGCGAUUCUUGGAAUAUUUGACUAUAUUUUAACUAUUAUUUUCUCAAGGCGUUGUUUAAGGCGGUUUUAAAGCUUAGCUUUAGGUAGAGGAUGAGUGAGAUGGUUGAAAAUUUCAUUUUUAUGAGAUAGUGAAUAUAUAAGACUUCAGGCACAUUAAAUACCUUAUUUAUAA
Molecule: messenger RNA, 1801 nt
Organism: Dendroctonus ponderosae (mountain pine beetle)
Lineage: Eukaryota; Metazoa; Arthropoda; Insecta; Coleoptera; Curculionidae
Product: chitinase-3-like protein 2
Exons: 8
Coding region: 26-1441 (471 amino acids)
Biological process (GO): chitin catabolic process; carbohydrate metabolic process
Cellular component (GO): extracellular region
Molecular function (GO): chitinase activity; chitin binding
Source: RefSeq, a predicted model, not a curated record